AUGGAUAGCCCGACAAAGAGCAAAGAUGAACGGACACAUGCGACUAUUAGUCACACCAAAAGUCAAGAAGCAGUUGAGAUGUUGUCUUCAUACCUGUCACUUUCAACACAACUUGAUUCCGAUUCACUUCUGAGACUGCAAGAAGGCCAGGUUACUGAGCGACGAACCGCAGAACUUGAACACAUCGGCGAAGGAUUCUGCGCUACCAUAUAUGAUUUUGGGAGCACAGGUCAAGUCAUCAAACAGGCAAAAGAGCUGAGAAAGUUUCCAGAAUUACUGGUCGACUAUGUCGCGCAUCAGAAAGUCUAUGCCGCCGGCCUCCACAUGGGCGUACAAGUCUUCAUCCCCCGUCCAGCUGACUUCGUCAGACCUGAACAGCUUGGCCACUGGUAUAAUGAACACAGGGAGUCGGGCAAGCUGCCAGAUGAUCGAACCCUCAUCAGCAGGAACAUGGCAGUCCUCGUUUCUGAGAGAAUCCCAGCACUACCUAUGGAGGUUCGCAGAGCCCUCAUCGAAGUUUUCUGUCCUGAGGAGCAGAGAGUGGCAGCUCGUGUUAUUCGAAGAAACAACAACUGCCUUGCUCGAUUGUACCUGGGCCGGCGUCGACAGAACACCAGAGUCGAGGGAAGAUUCGAGCUGCGUAACUUCGAAAUGACCUUGGACAAGAUGGAGAUUCUCAACAUCGAUCCACUUCAAUAUGUGGCACCCAUGGCAGAAGCAUUGGCAGUCAUGCACUGGGAAACCCAGCACGAUGCGUUCGACGUUGAGUUCGUCCUCGCCUCAUCGCCAAAACCAAGAAGUCGAACUGCGGAAUGGGCAUCAGUCAAAACCACCCGGGAACCAAGCAAAGGAUCUGAAUCUCAGCAAAAGGCUGUGAAUGUAUGGCUUCUAGACUUCAAUCAGGUUGGAGAAAUCACAAUGGACAACAAAGGAGUAGGAAAGGCAGUCAGAGGGUUCUGGGACAAUGAUCCGUAUUAUCCCAGGCCAACAGUGGAGGAAGACUCGCACACUACUGAGGCAAAGCUGUGGCACAAAUUCAAGCAGGUGUAUCUGGCAACCUCAUCAAAGAUCUUGAAGGACGACGCAUUGGCUACGACCUUCAUCGAGGCGGUCGAACUGGAAGGGAAGAAGAGGUUGGCAUGCCCUCCUGUUCUCCAGGGUCCACCGAAGGCAUUGGCAGCUGUGUCUAUACCACCAAGAUCUUCUGGCAAGAAGAAGCAGAGGAGUUACGUUGACUUCAAUGAGUAG
Colletotrichum paranaense is the source of this 1248-nucleotide messenger RNA. RefSeq lists its product as uncharacterized. The record is from RefSeq and is a predicted model, not a curated record. Lineage: Eukaryota; Fungi; Ascomycota; Sordariomycetes; Glomerellales; Glomerellaceae. The coding region runs from base 1 to 1248 and encodes 415 amino acids. The transcript has a single exon.